AAGGACACAACCGUCGCGGCGGAGGACCGCGGUGUAGGGUCGUCGUUCGGUUCAGGGGGAAUGGCCAGCCGAAACAUAUGUAGCAGAAACAUAGCUACUGCUACUUAUUUUGUUCUCCAUGUGCUCUGGUGAAGCCCCGUUGCUGGCUUAACGAUGCAUUUUUCCAUACCGGAUACGCAAGAACUUAAAGACGAAAGCGGCUCCACAUACGUCGCGUACAACAUACACGUGAAUGGAGCCUUUCAUUGUGCCGUUCGCUACAAGCAGCUCCACAGUCUGCAUGACCAGCUAAAAAAGGUGUUUGGAUCAGCAGCACUUCCUCCAUUCCCACCGAAAAAGCUGUUACCAUUGACACCAACGCAAACUGAGGAACGACGAGGAUUCCUUGAAAAAUACAUCCAGCUAGCCAGCCAAGAUGCUCGUGUGUCAUCCGACGAGGCUUUCACAGGCUUCCUGCUGUCUGCUCAGCAGGAGACCAUGGGUGCCCCUCCCAAGGAGGUCGACUUUGACGUGUUUCUAAUGAACUGGCAAAAGGUCACCGUCUCUGUGCUCUCUACAGACCCCACUGACGUGGUUAUGGAUGCAGUAGCAAGGGAGAUUGGAUUGCCUCCAGACCUCAUAUGCUACUUUGCUUUGUUUUUAGUAAAAAGGGCAGAUGCGGACAUAAUCAUUCAGAAACGGCUAGAAAACUUUGAGGCCCCUUACCUCUCCCAAACGUCAGCUGGUCCAGGUCACUGUAUUGUUAUCAGGAAAAGCUACUGGGACAGCGGUUGGGACGACGCACUGAUGGUUGACCGUGUCGCUCUGAACCUAGCCUACGUGCAGACGUUAAGUGACGUGGAACGUGGCUGGGUGGUCGUGCCCAAAGACACACAGCGACAGCUAGCCACCCUUCAAGCCAAGGGCUCCAAAAAGGAGUACCUACAACUGGCACGGACGCUCAAGUAUUAUGGCUAUCUCCAAUUUGCUCCCUGCUUUUGCGACUAUCCACAACCUGACACUCGGGUUCUCAUUAGUGCUGGUGGUAGAGAGCUCAACUUCAGGCUUGCCUUAGCACAGGACCAGUACAAAGAAAUCAGCUUUCGAGUCACAAGGAUACGAUGUUGGAGGAUCACGACAGCUGUGAUAGACCAUGCAAAUGGAGAAUGUUCUGGGAACUCUCAAAGUUCAGAUGGAAAGCACCAGAGACUGGAGCUUUCGUUCGAGUACCUGAUGAGCAAGAACAAGCUCCAGUGGAUCACAGUGGUCAGCAGUCAGGUAUGUGGCAAAUUAAACGAAAAGAGUUUGCAUUAGGCUGGACUUGCUGAG
This is a messenger RNA of Dermacentor silvarum, 1308 nucleotides long. Its product is annotated as sorting nexin-17-like. The record is from RefSeq and is a predicted model, not a curated record. Gene Ontology annotation, molecular function: phosphatidylinositol binding. Lineage: Eukaryota; Metazoa; Arthropoda; Arachnida; Ixodida; Ixodidae. The coding region runs from base 154 to 1293 and encodes 379 amino acids. The transcript is spliced from 10 exons. Gene Ontology annotation, biological process: intracellular protein transport; signal transduction. Gene Ontology annotation, cellular component: early endosome.